GCCAUGCUGCCGCUCCUGCUGGGCCUGCUGGGCCCGGUGGCCUGCGCGGCCCUGGGCCCGGCCCCCGGCUCCACGGAGCUGCGCUCGGCCUUCUCGGCGGCGCGCACCACUCCCCUGGAGGGCACUUCGGAGAUGGCGGUGACCUUCGACAAGGUGUACGUGAACAUCGGGGGCGACUUCGACGCGGCCACGGGCCGGUUCCGCUGCCGCGUGCCCGGCGCCUACUUCUUCUCCUUCACGGCCGGCAAGGCGCCGCACAAGAGCCUGUCGGUGAUGCUCGUGCGCAACCGCGACGAGGUGCAGGCGCUGGCCUUCGAUGAGCACGGCGUGUUCCGCUGCCGCCUGCCCGGCGCCUACUUCUUCUCCUUCACGCUGGGCAAGCUGCCGCGGAAGACGCUGUCGGUGAAGCUGAUGAAGAACCGCGACGAGGUGCAGGCCAUGAUUUACGACGACGGCGCGUCGCGGCGCCGCGAGAUGCAGAGCCAGAGCGUGAUGCUGGCGCUGCGGCGCGGCGACGCCGUGUGGCUGCUCAGCCACGACCACGACGGCUACGGCGCCUACAGCAACCACGGCAAGUACAUCACCUUCUCCGGCUUCCUGGUACAAAACAAAACGUCCAAUCCAUUCUCCCAGCCCAAGUAG
This is a messenger RNA of Miniopterus natalensis, 642 nucleotides long. NCBI's taxonomy places the organism in Eukaryota, Metazoa, Chordata, Mammalia, Chiroptera, Miniopteridae. The record is from RefSeq and is a predicted model, not a curated record.